GUACUUUCAAGGAGCGUGCCAGCCCUUGUGCUCAAUUACCAAUCAAAACGUUGUUACGCUCGAACUGGCGCCGCGUGUCUGUCUCUUUACGUUACUACAAAGUCAACAAGUCGAGUGCGUCUCUGAGAGGCAGUCUGCCGGACAACCACUGACCAGGAGCGAGUAUGAAUGGUGUGGUUUGGAGCCUUUUUCAGCACCUGCCGCGCUUCAUGGAGUCUGACAGCCGAGGUUUCCAGCCCUGGAGAGACUACAUGGGCCUGUCGGAAACCGUCAGAGACAUCCUGGCACGGAACAGCGCGGCUCAGUCGUCCCUCUCAGCCCCCAGAGCCUCGCACCCGGAGCCCGGGGAUCGCCGCAGGGCUCUGGUGUCCAUGCGCCUUAACGCGAUGCGCCACAGCAACUUUGGGGCGGAUUGCGCGCAGGGUCUCCGCGAUGAGUCUCCGCGUCCAGACUCCUCGGCUCAUCGGAGUCCAACUGAUGUGUUGCGGGCGCCAAACCCCGCGCGUGUUGACGCACCAGAUGUGGAGGAUCCCAAACAUGUGGCAAAACCUCACCGGGGGACAAAAGACCGUAAGAGAACGACUCGCCCUAGGACACCCGAGCUCCCGGCGGCUCCUCCACCUCCUCCUGAACGCAUGUUCUGCAGCUUCUGCAAACACAAUGGCGAGUCCGACGUGGUGUAUGGAUCCCACUGGCUGAAGAACCUGGCCGGGGACGUUAUGUGUCCCUACCUGCGGCAGUACGUGUGUCCUCUCUGCGGAGCCACGGGGGCCAAAGCUCACACCAAGCGCUUCUGUCCCCGGGUGGACAGCGCGUACAGCUCGGUGUACGCCAGGUCCAGACGCUGAAACCAGCAGGUGGCAGGCUUUGGUUUUUAUUUGCAUGCUUUGACACUGAGGCCUUCUGGGACGCCGGCUGGUCUUUCUGUGUGCCCGCUACUUCAAAAAAGCGUCUGUUUACAAGUUGGUGGAUCUCGUGAGGUACUUAAUAUCUACAACGACUGCCAGAUAUCAUGUUUGGGAAGAGAACAGUGAAAAAAACAUGCUUUCACAGGAAUGUUUGUUUGUUUUAUAUAUAUUUUAAAACGUGGCCAUUUGAUGUACAGCAUCAUAUUUCCUGUCAUACACAAAUGUCAUAGCUUUAUCAAACCUACAGUCAUCAUUGGUUAUAACUUUACUACAGUAUUUAACAUUUUUAAGAUAUGAGUGACUUGUUCUAAGGAGUGCGAGUGAAUACCUGUUUUAUUUUGAUUAUUUAUGUAUGUGUGGCUUUUCUAAAAAAACUAUUUUUGCUUUGUGAAAUAAUAGCUAAUCUUUGUGUGAAUAUUUUUGUAUACCAGAAGUUAUACAUAUCUAAAGUGAGUAAAUCUGUGUUUGUAUUCGUUGUCU
Molecule: messenger RNA, 1388 nt
Organism: Platichthys flesus (European flounder)
Lineage: Eukaryota; Metazoa; Chordata; Actinopteri; Pleuronectiformes; Pleuronectidae
Gene: nanos3
Product: nanos homolog 3
Exons: 2
Coding region: 165-848 (227 amino acids)
Biological process (GO): negative regulation of translation; oogenesis
Cellular component (GO): perinuclear region of cytoplasm
Molecular function (GO): zinc ion binding; mRNA binding
Source: RefSeq, a predicted model, not a curated record